Naegleria gruberi is the source of this 2466-nucleotide messenger RNA. RefSeq lists its product as uncharacterized. The coding region runs from base 1 to 2466 and encodes 821 amino acids. NCBI's taxonomy places the organism in Eukaryota, Heterolobosea, Eutetramitea, Acrasida, Naegleriidae. The record is from RefSeq and is a predicted model, not a curated record. The transcript has 2 exons.
AUGGACACAACCAUGCCAAUGAUGGUACCAUCAUCAUCAUGGCGAGAACCAGUUAUUAUUCUACUCGAUGACCUCUCGGAACCAUGCAAGAAUUCCAACCUCUACUCACACAAUAUUAAUUUCCACAAAUUACGAAAAUUCCGAUUAAUUGAUCAAUUAGCAUUAUUUAAAAAAAAGAUGGAAUAUAUUGAAUGUUUGAAAAAGUGUGAGGAUAAUUAUUCGGUGAGAUGUUUUGUGAAAAGAUUUCCAUUGAUUGAAAAUAAUGAUUUUGGAUUUAUGAAGAAAUUGAUCAUGUUGAGAGGGUGGUUGAUUAGAUAUGCAUCACAGCAAUUGACGAGUGAUAGGCAGUUUAUGAUGAGUGUGGUGAAGGAGCAUCAGGUUUGCUUUCGUUCUGCCAGUAAAGAGUUACGAUCUGAUAGAGAAUUAUUGGAAGCUGCUUUGGAUUUAUCUGAGUGUGGAAAUGAUUUGCAGAAAGUGAGGAGAAAAAUUGAUUUUUCUGAUGAGGAUGAGUUGGGAAUUGUUGGAUUGUUUAGGUUUACUACAAGAAUAUUCAAAUAUGUGACGUGUGAAAAAUUGAGAAAUGAUACAGAAUUGAAAAAGAAGGCAAAAGAAAUCAAGUCGAAUAGGGAAUUGGUGUUACAAGCUGUAAAAUAUUACGGAUCAGUGCUCAGAUAUUCAAAUUCAAAAUUUAAAGCAGACCCAGAGAUAGUAGGCACUGCACUGGAGAAUGGAGAGUUGAACGUAUGUAAAUGGAUUAAAAAGGAGAUAUAUUCAGAGCUAGCUCUCAAAUUGGUAAUGAACAAGGAUAACAACAAGCAAUUUUCACAACUCUACCAACCACAAGGAGAAGAAUUUUGGAGAAUGGUAGUUGAGAAGGAGCUAUUGCCACCCUCUUUCAUUCCAAAACGAUUUUUCACCAUCAAGGAAGUAGUCAGGUAUGCCAAAGAUGAUUUAGGUGUAUUGAAAAAUGUUUUUGAUGGAUCCUUUGAGGUAGAUGACGAGGAGAUUUUACAAAUUGUCACAAGACUCUACCCAAAAGCCCUCAAAUAUGCAUCUGAGAGAUUGAGGAGCAAUUUAGAUUUGAUACUACCAAUAUUGAAGAGGGAACACGAAUUGAUUGAGUUUGUAUCGAAAGAGAUUCGUAAUUCCAUUUCUGUUGCUAAAGAACUUUUAUCUAAAAAUGGAAGUAUAUUGAAUUUAUUUGGUGAUUCAAUAAGGAAGAAUGCAGAAUUCAUCAAAUCAAUUCUACCAGCAUUUGAUUUAAAAACGGCAAUGCAAUUUCCUAAAGAAUUAAGAUCUAAUCAUCAUCUUAUUGAACUGUUGGUGAGAAGGAGCUAUACAUUUUUUAAGUGUGCUACUUUGGAAUUGAGAGAUGACUUUGAAUUUGUCAAACAGAUGUAUGAUAUUGAUUGGAGAAUAAUAGAGUUUGCUUCUGAUAAUUUAAAGAACAAUUCAGAAUUUAUGAGAUUUGCCACAAGCAGAAAUGCUCUCUCAUUUGCAAAUUUUUCGAGAUCAUUAAGGGGAAACAUUGAAAUAAUUAAGGAAUGUGUAAAUAUGGCAUUGAAACAAGGAUUUAGAGAGGAAAAAGUUUAUGAGAUGAUUAUUUGUCGUUCUUUUGGAAAGGAUGAAUUCAAGACCGAGCUUGUCUUACUUCAUCAACAGCUCAGGCCACCAUCACAAAAGAAACCCUCAUUGCAAUAUGCUCAUCCAAUGCUAUUUUUUGAUAGAGAAUACUUUAUUUCCAUCUAUGGAGAUCAUUUCAAUGAAAAAUUAUUGGAUUAUUAUGGUGAAUAUGCUCUCUAUUGCAUGGAUCCAUGCUCCAAAUCAGUUAAGGGUACGAAUUACUUUUUUUGCAAUAUGGGAGAGAUUUACCUUCCCUUUGUGAAACGGCUACAAGAAGCAUCCCUUGCCUACUUUAAUUCAAGUCACGUGAAUAUCAUCAAGAUAUAUUCUGGUGUUUUCUACCCAUACGACAAUUUUUCUUUUGAAAUGCUCAAUUAUGAGGAUGAAGAUUUACUGGAUACAAUUUUAACCUCUUGUGGACGUCAUGGUAGAAUUUUUGCACAUGUAGAUCCACAAAAUCUAUCACACCAUAUUAUUGAGAAAUUGUUAUUGAAUUUAAAUGAUGACACAAAGUUUAUGCUUCUCAUUUUGAAGAAUAGUGGUUCGCUGCUAAAGUAUGCAUCUGAUAGAAUAAGAGAUACAGAAGAAAUUGUCAAAUUGGCAGUCAGUUCAGAUUCAACAUCUUUAGCUUUCGCAUCUAAUAGAUUAAGAAAUGAUAAGGAUAUUGUUAGAAUGGCUGUUUCAUCCUCAGCUCUCAAUUUUGCAUUCGCAUCUGAAGAACUAAGGAGUGAUUAUGAUUAUUUCCUUUCCUUGAUUACUCCUUCGACACAAUCUAUCUUGCUUGAAUGUUCCAAUACAUGUGUAAAGAGCAGGUUUUUCAUAGAUCAACAAAAUAAAGUUUAA